Neohortaea acidophila is the source of this 993-nucleotide messenger RNA. RefSeq lists its product as uncharacterized. The record is from RefSeq and is a predicted model, not a curated record. The transcript has a single exon. The coding region runs from base 28 to 693 and encodes 221 amino acids. Lineage: Eukaryota; Fungi; Ascomycota; Dothideomycetes; Mycosphaerellales; Teratosphaeriaceae. Gene Ontology annotation, cellular component: mitochondrion. Gene Ontology annotation, molecular function: iron ion binding; 2 iron, 2 sulfur cluster binding; 4 iron, 4 sulfur cluster binding. Gene Ontology annotation, biological process: iron-sulfur cluster assembly.
CUUCUAAGAACACCUACAUCAAACUCGAUGGCAACGAAAGCUGGCGUAGGAGCUUGCGCUCGAUAUGUGUCCUCGCGCGCGGCGAUAGCCUCUCGGCGGCCGUGUCCUACCGCCGCAGCAUCGACUCGACUCCUUCACACGCCCGCAACGCCACUCUACCUAGACUUCCUUGCCCCGUCAUGGCAGACGCCUACGACAUCGAAACAUGGCGGUUACACUCCAGCGCCACAUCGCAUCCAAAGCAGGCCACUCUCAUCGACGAGUCGAAGGGCGGCCACAGCCAUUACGAACCCGCGCAAAGAUUCGUCGGGCAAUGAAAUGAGCAUCACCAUCACCCCGCGCGCCGCGCACCGUCUCCAAACCAUCUCCGAAACCGACCAGAACCCCAACCUCGCCCUUCGAGUCAGCGUGGAAUCCGGUGGAUGUCACGGAUUCCAGUACCUCAUGAGUCUGGUGAGCACGGCGGACAUCGACGCGGAAGAGGACACGGUGUUUGAGAAUGAGGAGGUGGCGAGGAAGACGGGCGGGGAGUACAAGGCGAAGGUGGUGAUGGACGAGCCGAGCCUGGAGCUGUUGACGGGGAGCAACAUUGAUUACACGAUGGAGUUGAUUGGGAGCCAGUUCAAAGUGACGGGUAUACCGGGGGCGACGAGUAGCUGUGGCUGUGGCACGAGCUUUGAUAUUGCCACGUGAAGGUAGCCUUGGAGUACGCACAAAUUGGCGGAGAAGUGUCACAAACCCCGGGGCACCCGCCGAAUGGGGGUCGAGAAGAUGGUGGGUGCGGAUAGAAUCUUCUGUCCUUCAACCCCAUCCAAGUGCUAGCAGACGACUCAAGGCCGAAAUGGGAAGCGCUGAUUGGCUCGAGCCUCCGGUGCACACGUGUGGGGAGACCCUGGCCAUCGCUGGUGGGGCCAACAGAAUCAUCUGGUGGGGCAGUGACGGCAGCGCAGCUCGACGGGGAAGGAGCGAUUGACUUGGUGCAGCAAACGAGAA